CGGCAACUCACAAACAUUUUGCCGGUGAGCCUCAACCUCAUCCUUCACUUACCACCAAUACCGCAGCUGUCGUCAUCUUUACUUUCGUGCAUGAGUGACCGUACGUUGAGCAGCAAGUGUAAUAUGGAUCGUUUUCCUGGAAAGAUAUGAGUUUAUAACUACUUAUGUAGUCGCUUUCUUUGGAUCUGGAACAAGCUGUUUAAAUACUGAAAUAACUAUGCUCCCACGAGUUGAUGGUACUGUUGAGGAUAUCAUCGAGAGGACACAAGUGCUAGCAUUCCCUAUUUCUGCGAUAGAAAUGUGAAGCAUGGUACUCUAAACUCCAUCGAUAAAAAGUGAUAUAUUAUCGCCCAUCAUAUUUCUCGAAGAGACGCGCCACCAGCCAUCAAUUUAGGGCGAUAUGAACCGUAACAAUAUCUUACCCUCCAGGGCUGCUCUGGUAGCCAGCAAGUCCGGCUGUGCGCAGACCCAGCCCCAGGCCCAAGGUCAGUCGCAAGAGGGACAUCCCGAACUUGAAGGCCGUGGUUCCCCCACCCUUCUCGAUCUCCCUAGCGAAAUACAUCUACAGCUCAUGUCGUGGCUCAACUUUCGCGAUCUACAGAUGCUCCGCGCUACAAACAGCUAUUUCCGCAAUCUACCAUCAGACAUAGAGGUGGCCCGCAUUAGACGCGACUAUGUAGCUGAUCUCGUGCGCGCCGAGACGAAAGAAGUUGUGGACGCUGCAACCAGCGCCACAUCAGAAUUCCCCUCUAUUAGCAUCGGUGACGACGGCCGAUCCGCUUCCCCACAACGCUUGACCUGCUACAGCUGUCUCCGCUAUCUACCCAUACACUCAUUCUCUAGCACACAAACGACCCGACGCCGUGGAAAGGGGCAUGCAGAUGCCGCAAAACGUUUUUGUGUCAGUUGUGCACUGCGUCUCCGCAAAUGGGAGCCGGGCAUUACACUGUCGUUUUCAUGGGGAGAAGCCGUCUAUUGCCGGCGAUGUCGCAAUCUAAUGCCUUUACGUGAGAGUGCGGCUGAAUGGGCGCGGAUUUUUGGCCUCUGUGAGGGUUGUCGGACCGUCCUGGGGAUCCCAGAUUGGCAUCAACAUGAAGGCAAAGGAGCUCAGGGGUUUUGGUAUGGUGCGAAGGAGUUGCUAGAUCGGACUUUUGCAGAAAGAGGUAGGGGAAGAGAGAGCGAAAGAGUGGAUAUGUGGGAGGAGCUUAAGGAGAAGAUUGCGGUAUUGAGGCUGUCUGAGGAGUUGGAGGUGUAGUUGGGUGGAUUAGGUAUGGUAGGGUAUUGGUUUCUUGAGGGGAUGUGGUAUGUUGUUUUCUCAGCCGCAACAUGCAAUUAGCAGUUCAUGAAAUUUCAUCCAAGGCUUCGGGUCGUCUCACGAAAGUAUAACUUAGGUAACGGUUCGUUCUCACAGCCACCUCUCCUAGCUCAUUACGUGACCUGGUAGUAGCCUCGAAAAGCAGCUCUGGAGUCUUGCACCAGCCAUUAUCUCGACAAACGAAAAUAUCCGCUUAAUUUUUCUAAUUGACUGUUCAAAAUGCUUCUACGAGAGCUUUAUUUAUAUAUUAUGAACUAUAUAGCUAUGGGUAGCACUAAGCAUCUUUGCUAAUCGCUGCUAAUGCUUCCUACUCCGAGAUGGAAACGCUGUGAUGGAAAAGCCUACAUUCGAACCAGAAAACUGGCAUCUUUUGAAAAAUGAAUCUAAACAUUAGAUAUUACUACCGACCCACGCUUGUUCAUAUAUAUAUAUAGACAGAUAUAUUCCUUCCCAACUGACUCACCAGAAGAACAAAGCCCUGCACGCCCACCGCCCAACGCCAGAAAAACAAUGGGUCAGCAAAUUAGCUACUUCAAGUUAACUCUCACCAGCAAAUUAUCAAUCAACAAACGGCGCAUACUCCAUUCUCAUCUCCUCCGUCAUCCCCAUCUGCGUCAACCUCUUCUGGUCCCAAAACACGUAUCCCCAUUUCCUAUUAUAGCAAUUAUGCAUCUGGCACAAAUACUUCGAGUUCUUCUUGUGCAACCACGCCCAGCCCAAAUUCGGCCUUGACCAAUCUGCAUCGGAGGUAAACGUCUCUGACGCUCUGACAGGGCGGAAAACCCCCACAAUAUUCGGAUUCAGGGCCCGAGUUAGGAAAAAUGAAGCACUUGUUGGGUUACUCUCGAUUGCGGAGAUGCUGGGAUUAAUCUUACGGUGUUGCGACGGGUCCAUUAGACUGUUGUUUACGUCUGUGCUUGUGAUGUGCUUCGUAACUGGGCUGGAUUCAUACUGAUCAGAUGCUUGGAACCAUCGCCAGAGAAAUUCGAGACCGCGAGCCAGGUAUUGUUCUCGCUGGUCGUCGACAGCGAGGUCAAAAUAGACAUCUAGAAAUGAAUCCCUUCCCGUUAGCUCAGAAAUGCACGACUAGGGGCUGUGAGAACAUACCGUCGUCCACGUCUGGUCCGCCAAUGCCAAUACCAACGCCACUGGCUCUUCCUCUCCUUUCACAUCUGGCUUUAUUACUAUUUAUCACUCGUACCUGACAAUCGAGUACGCUGUUAUUGGAAGAGGCGCUCGUUUCCGAACUGCUCGUGAGGAAUAUUUGGUACAUGUAAUUCCUGAUACAGUGGAUCUCUUCUAUCUCCCACGGCGAUAAGAAGUUGAGGAAUGCGAUGUGAUGGUUUGGAUAGCGCACCCCCCAGCGCGUGUGCAUGACUGCCAGUAAUUCUAAGCGGUACAAAGCACGGUAAAUGCGGCAUGUUUCGCUUCUGGAGAGUGGGAGGAUCCCAUCAUCGCUACCACCACCGCUGCCGCUCUCAUGGUCAUUGCUCUUACCACGAUGCCUUUUUCCCGUAAAAGGGUUGAGUCUCAGACAAGAACGCACAAUGUCUUCUGUCAUCGCGCGUACAAUAAAGUGUUGUCGAACGACGGCGAGAAGUUCAUCCAACAACAACGCGGCGAACUGAGCUGAUAACCCGUCACCCUUUGAAUAUGUGAAGGUCACCCCAUUAAUGCUCCUUUUCUCUACUUCCUCCUUUUCCUCAACUUCCACAUCUGCACCGACCUUUUGCGUCGUCUCACGAACAUUCUCAACAAACUCCUGCGACAACCCACGUAACUCAUCAUAUGUAUUCAGAAACCCCUUGGCGAGACCCAGGAUCUCCACCUCGUCCUUCAGCGGCAGAGAAUCACAAUCAGCCGCCCGACGCAAUGCCGCUAGUGAAAGCACCUCGAGGAAAAUGGGCCGCGGCGUCGUCCGAGCUAGUAAAUGGCGUAAAAUUCGCCUACGGUCAAACAGGUAGACGCUGUGGAAAUGGGGAGAUGCCUUGACCAAAUCGCGGAGCGACGCGAGAUCGGGGAGCUGACUUAAUAUCUCGAUUUUGAUCUCUGUGGGGAGAUAUUCUAUUGGCGCGCUUUUGUAUGGUGAUGAAGGGGGCGCUGAGGGAAGAUUUGAUUCCAUGGUUUUCCAGAGCUUGGUUAGUUGUUUUCUUUUUUUUUUAUCCCCAUCAAAGGGGUAUAUGAAUUUGGUAUGUAGUUUGCUACUUAUUUUAUUCAUAUUCUUUCCCCCCCUUUUUUCCUUCUUCCUUUGGAAUAUCCUGUGGUGUUUAAGUAGAUGGGUUUAGCAAUAGAUACUCUUUGUCUAUGAUAAAGAGAGCUUCGUAGUUCUUCAAGGAGAUACUUGAAACAAUCGAGGUAAUGGAGAUAAUUCCAUUCACCUUGAUAUCCAUUGUGAUUUUUUUUUUUUUCGUUACCAUUCUUUGUUAUACUGGGUUGAGCCAGCUUCGUGCAUCGAAACGAACUUGGUGAAUGAGAAAACAAACAGAAUCCAAAGCUUUAUUUCGAAUCAGUAUCAAAGCGCCAGCCCU
Messenger RNA from Blastomyces dermatitidis ER-3, 3843 nucleotides. RefSeq lists its product as uncharacterized. Gene Ontology annotation, molecular function: protein binding. The transcript has a single exon. Lineage: Eukaryota; Fungi; Ascomycota; Eurotiomycetes; Onygenales; Ajellomycetaceae. The record is from RefSeq and is a predicted model, not a curated record. Bases 401 to 1255 code for a protein of 284 amino acids.